This is a messenger RNA of Kalmanozyma brasiliensis GHG001, 1830 nucleotides long. RefSeq lists its product as uncharacterized. Lineage: Eukaryota; Fungi; Basidiomycota; Ustilaginomycetes; Ustilaginales. The coding region runs from base 1 to 1830 and encodes 609 amino acids. The transcript has a single exon. The record is from RefSeq and is a predicted model, not a curated record.
AUGUUCGGAGAGCAUAUAUCGACUUCUCCGCGCACACCUUCGCCCUGGUCAGCGCGUCUCUCUACUUCGGCAUCUACCAGCGCGUCGACGACCGCGCCUCCCACUCCGCCUUCCAAUCAGCCGUUCGGCGACGAAGCACAUCGACUUUUCGCUAGCACCGGAAAUCGCAAGGAGCAGGAUCAUCAGCUGCCUGAACUGCACCUGCUCAAUAUGUCCUGUGACGAUGCGCUCUCCGACAUCAGCGACGAGGCUGACGGCUUCUUCUCGCUCGACAUGGACGUAAGCAUCGAUCAGCAGCUUCAGGACGAUCGACCCGCGUAUACGCAGCCUGCACCAGCGAUCUCGUCACGCAACGGACGCCUCGAAGCGUCUCCGCAGCGCGACGGUCGUGAAACAUCAGGCUCGCCUCUCCUUCACCCGGCAGUGCGCAGGGCCUCCGAGACGGUCGCCUACUCCUCAUCACCACUGCAAGGUGUCGGACUCGAUCCCAUCAUGGCCUCGCGGUCGCGCAACUCUCCCGCGCUCAACAGUGUCAAUGGCAACAAUACAGCGAAUACUGCCUCAAACAGCGACUUCCGUGGCGUCACUCCACCGUCUUCGUUCGGUCCAAUAGCACCAGAGGUGGAUCAGAAGGGCAAUCUUGAGUACAAGCUCAAGAUCCUCCCUCCCAGCAGGGAGCGCUUCGAUCGUCUCGUCACGCAGCUCAAGUGGCGACUGCUCGAAGGCGGUGGCACGGCCGUAUAUGAGAUCGGUGUACUGGAUGAUGGCACCCUCAUCGGCCUCGACCCAGACUCGAUGAAGGACUCGCUCAAGCUCCUGUCCCUCAUGGCAGCAGAGGUAGGCACCGAAUGCCAUGUGCAGCGAGUGCUCGCGUUGGAGAAGGUGGCGGCUACCGAGAACGACGCGAGAACGAUCAAGGGCAGCAUUGCACACCCAAUCCCAGCGACGUCGCGCCUCGCUACAUCCGAAUCAGACCUCAGCCUCCGAGCUCUUUCACCGGCGGAAGCAGUCGAGAUGCUGCAACCUUUCGUGCACACCGCUACGCAUUUCGGCGAGCAUCAGCGUGCGUAUCCCGUCGGUAAUGGCGCAGCUGGGUCCUACCGCUUCUCUAUCGCACAGCAGCAGCUCAUCCCGCCUCCGCUCGCCACACUCGACGCAGACGCCUCCGCAUCCGUCGCAGCAGUCGACCCUAGCGACGCGGCCAUCCUAGCGAGCACCAUCGAAGACGAGGUGGCCAUGUCGGCGCAAACCAAGCGUCGCCUACUCAAGUCCACCGUCGGUCUUCCCUCCCGAACCAAACGGGACAUUCUUCAAGGACUCGACCAGUCGGCAGUGAUCUACCUCCCCUCGAAAGAAGAGAAGCGCCUGCUCCGGGCAGCUGAAGCGGAGCACGAAGCCGCCACCGCUGCCGCCGCUGCCGAUCGCGCGCUAUCGCAUACCGAAGCACAGGAGCGACGGAUGAUGGCGAAGAUGACGCGCGUCGCGGACUCGGUCCAGCCCAAGACGGCGCGUGCGCGUGCCCGGGCGAAGAAGUCGGCAAAUGGAAGCACGCAGGAGGAGGAGAGCGAGUCUCCUACGCCUUCGCCGAACAUGAUGCCGGUGACGAGCACAGGGGCCUACGCGGGAUACGAGACGGUCAUGAGCGCUUUCGGCGUGCUGUCGGAACGCGCGGCGAGGACGCUGUACGGGGCCGACGCGGAGGAUGGGCUUGGGAACGGGGGCGUGAAGGGAAGGCUGAUCGUCGAAGCGGUGGUGAGGAGGUGUGUCGAGUCGGUGGAUAAUCAUGCCGAUCAUCAGGCCGCGGAGCUGAAGCUUGGGGAGGGGAUGUAG